AUGGUCAAGUCGCUCGCGGACGACGCCGAGUCUGGGUACGCGCCGGGCAAGCGGUCCUUCGCGUGGCUCAAGCUCAAGCGAGACUACAUCGACGGGCUCGCCGACUCGUUCGACCUCGUCCCCGUCGGUGCCUACGCCGGGACCGGCAAGCGCUCGGGCGGCUACGGAGCGUUUCUGCUCGCCUGCAGGGUUGCUGCGCCGGGCGCGGCGCGCUACCAGCCCGUCUGCAAGGUCGGCACCGGCUUCUCCGACGACGACCUCGCGACCUUCAGCGCCCUCUUCGAGCGCGGCGGCGCCGCCGCCCCGCGCGGCGACGGCGGGCCGCCCACGUGGCUCGACCUGCCCGCGUCGCUGCCGCCACACUACGAGCCCGACUACUGGCUGGCCACGCCGGCGCCUCCCGCGGUGUGGGAGGUGCGCGCUGCGGCGCUCUCGCUCUCGCCAACCUUCCUCGCGGCGGCGGGGCUGCUGCCCGAGGAGCCGGCCAAGGGCCUCGCGCUCCGGUUCCCGCGCUUUGUGCGCGCGCGGCCCGACAAGGCGCCAGGGCAGGCGACGAGCGGCGCGGAGCUCGCCGAGGCCUUCCGGGCGCAGCCCGAGUUUGCGAGCUUGCGGGCGGAGGGAUAG
This is a messenger RNA of Emiliania huxleyi CCMP1516, 624 nucleotides long. Its product is annotated as putative DNA ligase. Bases 1 to 624 code for a protein of 207 amino acids. NCBI's taxonomy places the organism in Eukaryota, Haptophyta, Isochrysidales, Noelaerhabdaceae. Gene Ontology annotation, molecular function: DNA ligase (ATP) activity; ATP binding. The transcript has a single exon. The record is from RefSeq and is a predicted model, not a curated record. Gene Ontology annotation, cellular component: nucleus; mitochondrion. Gene Ontology annotation, biological process: DNA repair; lagging strand elongation; DNA recombination.